GAUCACUGAAACGAUUCACUCAAACGAUCGCUGAUUCACAACAUUAACAGUGGAUUUGAUUUCACUAUUCAUUAAGCGAUUCAUUAAUUCAUUAAACAUUGCAUUCAAUAUAAAACAGUUUAUUUGUGAAACACUUUUCGCAUUCAAUUAAAUGAUAUUUUCAUUACUUUAGAUAUUUUGUUAACAAUUAGUGUCACAAAAAAGUGAUUUAUUCAGUGAUUUGUUUUCGUUUACAGUUUUUUACACCAAAUAAUAAAUAAAUAAAACUUUUGGAUUGAAUUAAAUGAAUGUAAUGUUUGUUGAAGUGAUCGCUAUAUUUGGCUGAUAUGGACGAAGAGCUCAUCUAUUACUUACUAUUGGUUCCCAUUUCAAUACCGGUCACACUAUUCUUCAUGUUGUUGUCGUGGAUGGGCUUCCAGUUAUUCAUUAACAACUGAUUCUUCUAUAUCUUAACCACUAUUCGGACAAUCAUUUGGUGACAAACUGUUGACUCGUUUAAUAUAAUAGAGAAGAGAGACGACCGCUGCCGGAGUCACUCCCGCCAGACGUUUGGCCGCAAAGAUCUGAAUGACAGUUUAAUUUCCGUCUAAUGACUGGACAUAUGGAUGCCAUUGGAUGCCGUGUUUGAGGCGAUUUUGAAUGCGAAUAUUUGCGGUUCAAUAUUGGAUGUGAUAAACAUAUUAUGCGAGAAAUAAUGGGCGGAAGAACUCUUAAGAGAUAUAUUCUGAUGGGAGUGUUAUGUUUGGUCACAAUAGCUCUCAUAUAUCAGUUCUCUUCUCCCACUUGUUUCGCAUCCCAUUCACAGGAAAGUCAAUGGAUUUCACCCGAGCAAUUUAUUAUGAGUAAAGACGAGCGAAGCGGCGAAACGCAAAAGUUUGUGUACAAUCGCUAUAUGCCUCUCAUCUUCAUUGGAGGAAUGCCCAGAAGUGGUACCACUCUAUUGAGAGUCCUUCUCGACGCUCACCCGGAAAUCAGAUGCGGAGAAGAGACGCGAGUAAUUCCCCGUUUGUUGGGUUUCCGUCAGUCGUGGCUCAAAGCGCCCUUUGAAUCCCGGCGUCUAUCAGAGGCCGGCAUCACUGCCGAAGUGCUGGACGCAGCCGUUGGCGCCUUUAUAUUAGAGAUCAUCGCAAAGCACGGAACCCCUGCCCCACGGCUUUGCAAUAAAGAUCCGUUCACUUUGCGUUCAGCCGUUUAUUUAAGAUAUUUGUUCCCAAACUCGAAGUUUAUAUUUAUGAUACGAGACGGUCGAGCAGUCGUUCACUCCAUCAUCAGUCGAAAGGUGACUAUUUCUGGCUUUGAUUUAAAAGACUUCCGCCAAUGCCUUAAGAAGUGGAACGCAGCCAUGUCUGCGAUGCACUAUCAAUGCGAACAAUUGGGAAGUAGUGUUUGUCUUCCCGUACAAUACGAACAAUUAGUACUUCAGCCCAAAGUGUGGUUACAGAAAAUUUUGAGCUUUUUAUCGGUUCCGUGGAAUGAGUCAGUGCUUCACCACGAAGAGCUCGUCAACAAAAAGAAUGGAAUCUCUUUAUCAAAACUUGAACGUUCAACGGAUCAAGUGAUUAAACCGAUCAACAUUGAGGCGCUGUCCAAAUGGGUCGGACAGAUACCCGACGAUGUGGUCAGAGAUAUGGGUUCUAUAGCGCCGAUGCUCUCUGUUUUGGGUUACGACCCGACGGCUAAUCCUCCAAACUAUGGUACGGCCGACACAUUAGUGGAGCAGAAUAUGAAACACUUGGAAGAGAACAAAGAGGACUGGCUGGAGAACAGCUUUUUUUGUGCAAAACAAUUGUAUCUGAAAACCUGA
This is a messenger RNA of Medioppia subpectinata, 1804 nucleotides long. Lineage: Eukaryota; Metazoa; Arthropoda; Arachnida; Sarcoptiformes; Oppiidae. The record is from the annotation of a GenBank genome assembly.